This is a messenger RNA of Phodopus roborovskii (desert hamster), 1035 nucleotides long. RefSeq names its product myeloid cell surface antigen CD33. Gene Ontology annotation, molecular function: sialic acid binding. The transcript is spliced from 6 exons. Gene Ontology annotation, biological process: cell adhesion. Gene Ontology annotation, cellular component: plasma membrane. The record is from RefSeq and is a predicted model, not a curated record. Bases 1 to 1035 code for a protein of 344 amino acids. Lineage: Eukaryota; Metazoa; Chordata; Mammalia; Rodentia; Cricetidae.
AUGAGGGCUAAGAGAAGCUUCCCCAGUCCCUAUGAAGCUUCGCCUGCUGGAGCCCUCUCCUUCAACGACUCACGGAAUCCCAGGCCCCCAGCUGGCAUGCUGCUGCUCCUGCUCUGGGUAUGUGGAUGGGCAUGUGGAAACGACUUUCUUCUCCCUGCAGAGUCCAUGUUUACAGACGAGGAAUACAAGUUGGAACUGGAGUCCAGCCUCGUGACAGUGCAGGAGGGUCUGUGUGUCUUCGUGCCCUGCACAUUCUUUAAUCACUUCAGGGUCUCAAAUUUAGAUACCACCGUCUUCGGCUACUGGUUCCCUGGAGGGGCGAAUACAGACCUUGAUUUCCCAGUGGCUACAAACAACCCAAAUAAAAAAGUGCAGGGGACUCAGAGCCAAUUCCAUCUCUUUGGGGACCCGAGGAUCUACGACUGCUCACUGCAUGUCAGAGAUGCACAGAGGAGCGACAGCGGUUAUUACUUCUUCAGAAUGGAAACUGAUACCUUUAAGUGGAAUUUCCAUGAGAAUCCAUUCUUUCUGAAUGUGACGGCCCUCAGUCACACCCCCAACAUCGACAUCCCACAGAGGCUGGAGCUUGGCCAUCCCAGCAAAGUGACAUGCUCUGUGCCCUGGGCCUGUAAGGAGGGAACACCUCCCAUGUUCUCCUGGACGUCAACUGCCCCCAUAUCCCUGGGCCCCAGGACCACCUUUUCCUCAGUGCUGACCCUCACACCCAGGCUCCAGGACCAUGGCACCAACCUUAUCUGUCAAGUGACCUUCCCUGGGGCUGGUGUAAUUGUUCAAAAGACUGUCCAGAUCAACGUCACCUAUACUACGCUGAACACCACAACCCACGACUCUAAAGGAGCUGACCCAGGGAAAUCAGGGCCCCUGUCAGAGGUGGUGGUAGUGGCAAUAGGAGAGGCAGCUAUCAAAUUCCUGCUCCUUGGGAUCUGCUACCUCUUCCUCGGCAUGAAAUCCCAAAGGAGGAGAGUGGAGAGGCCAUCCGCACAGGUGGAUUAUGAGGACACUGUCAUGGCUUAG